CAAAAAAGAAACGAUCAAGUUCCGACACGGGGAAUCGAACCCCGGGCUGUCGUGUGAGAGACGACGAUGUUAACCACUACACCACAUCGGAUGGUUGUUGAAAGGCCUUCAUUUUAGUGCGAGAUAAGCAAAACGUACUUAGUAAUGUAUUUAUAACAAUUAAUAAACAGUCUGAUGAUUAUAAACUUCUAUACAUCUAUAUAGUGAAUCCCUUCGCGCUUCGCUUUCAACCGUGACCGAGAAAUAAGCAAGAAUUUGUCAGGCAUAGUAGACAUAGUAUACACAGUUGACAGAUACAUUGAGAGGGAUACAUAAGUAGAUAUAGUAUCCUACAGUCAACAUUUCCAGAAAUCAUCAUUCAAACCAUCCCAGAAGCAAGCAAGAAAGCAAGAAAAAAAAAAAAAAAGAAACAAUGCCAGCCUCUACAAUCCCCGACUUCGACGCCCCCAGCGCAACAGUUCUCAAGCCCACCUCCCUCGCACACAUUGUCCUCCGCACAGCCAACCUCCAGCGCAUGGCCACCUUCUACACAGAUUUCCUAGGCGGCACAGUCGCCUACUCCAACGACACCAUCUCCUUCAUCACCUACGACCACGAACACCACCGCAUCGCCCUUAUCGGCAUCCCAAGCUUAAGGCCCAAGGACACAGGCAGCUGUGGGCUGGAGCACGUUGACUUCACCUUCGACACCCUGGCGGACCUGUUACUCGCGUAUCGUCAGCGCAAGGCUCGUGGGAUUCACCCGAUCUGGAGCGUUAACCACGGUCCGACGACGAGUAUCUACUAUAGAGAUCCUGAUGGGAAUAUGAUUGAAACGCAGGUUGACAACUUCGACUCGGUGGAGGAUGCGUCGGCGUUUAUGACUACGGAUGUGUUUAGGGAGAAUCCUAUCGGGACGGACGUUGAUCCUGAAGAGAUGAUUGUGGCUAUUCGGAGUGGUGUGGAGGAGGCUGUUUUGAAGAAGCGUAAGGAGAUUGGGCCUAGGGGGUUGCCGGAUUUCCUUCUGGCUUGAUUUUAGCAGGUCACUGUCUCGAUGGUUGUUAAAUGAGUUACUUCAA
Aspergillus wentii DTO 134E9 is the source of this 1058-nucleotide messenger RNA. RefSeq lists its product as uncharacterized. Lineage: Eukaryota; Fungi; Ascomycota; Eurotiomycetes; Eurotiales; Aspergillaceae. The record is from RefSeq and is a predicted model, not a curated record. The transcript has a single exon. The coding region runs from base 413 to 1012 and encodes 199 amino acids.